Lotus japonicus is the source of this 1055-nucleotide messenger RNA. RefSeq names its product ruBisCO-associated protein-like. The transcript has a single exon. NCBI's taxonomy places the organism in Eukaryota, Viridiplantae, Streptophyta, Magnoliopsida, Fabales, Fabaceae. Gene Ontology annotation, biological process: carbohydrate metabolic process. The record is from RefSeq and is a predicted model, not a curated record. The coding region runs from base 108 to 908 and encodes 266 amino acids.
AAUAUCUCUUAUACUAAGUUACUAACUAUAUAUAAAGUGCAUCUUUGAUUUCCCAAUUUGUCAUUGAAAUCUAAAUCAUUAGUCCUCUAAAUUCUUCCAUUCCUACAAUGUCUGCAAUUUUCCGACAAUACACCUUUGAUGACUCAUUCCAACAAGUCUUCAUCUCCCCCAAAUUCCUCAAGGAAUACCAGAUUGCUCUCACCUUCGCCACCGACUACGACGACAACGACGCUGCCACCAACGGCGUCUUCCGCCCCACCUGGGACCAAACCAAAGUCACACCAGAAGCAAUCGAACGCUUCAAAAGAAACCACCCCGGCGUCAGCAUCAAGGUCUACAUCACCAUCGGAAACCGCCGCAACCACCGCCCCUUCCACCCACUAGACACCUCAUCAUGGAUCCAAAACGCCACCGAAUCACUCACCGCAAUCAUAAAAAACAAAGACUACAACCUCCAAAUCGACGGCAUCGACGUGCUGUACGAAGGCAUUGAUGCCUCACCAAGUGAUUUUACAGAGUGUGUCGGGAAUGUGAUAAAGAAUUUGAAAGAAAGUGGAACCAUCACAGAAGCUUCGAUUUCUCCAUCGUUUGGGUUGAACAGAGAUUUUUACUUCAAAUUGUACAGCAGUUUACCGUUGCUGAUUGACUAUGUGGAUUACCAGUUCCAGAAUGAGGUUGCCCCUGUUUUUGCACCCAAUGUUCUGGUGGGGCUGUUCGAGAAGCUUGUGAAGGGGUUUUAUCCGAGGUGCAAGGUGUUUGCUGGGUACAGUGCGGAGAAUGAGGAUUGGGGUUCGUUGUCGCCGAUUGUGUUCUUUCUGGGAGGCAUGGAUAUUCUGAAGAAGAGGAAAGGUAUUGGAAUUUCCAUUCAUUACCAUAAUUACUACCAGGAAGCUUCACAUGACGAAUGAAUCAUGAUGAUUUAUGUAUAUGAUGUAUACACAUAAUUAUUACAAUGUGCGGUGUGUGCUUGAUCGAUGCUAAAGCCACACGUCUGCUAUGAUGUAUGUAACUAUGAUUUACCAUUGUCUUGUUUAAUAAGACCCCUGGUCGCUAUA